Molecule: messenger RNA, 1857 nt
Organism: Podarcis raffonei (Aeolian wall lizard)
Lineage: Eukaryota; Metazoa; Chordata; Lepidosauria; Squamata; Lacertidae
Gene: NCOA5
Product: nuclear receptor coactivator 5
Exons: 8
Coding region: 124-1773 (549 amino acids)
Biological process (GO): regulation of signal transduction
Cellular component (GO): nucleoplasm
Source: RefSeq, a predicted model, not a curated record
CCGUCCGCGCCUGCGCCGUGAGGAGAGCGCCAGAGGCCGUGCGCUGCGCUCGCUUGGCCCGCUCGCCGUCGUCGCGGCCGCCGCGGAAUAUCCGAUAUUAAUAAAGCAGCGGGAAGAAGAAAUAUGAAUAAGGCUCCUUCAAGGUCCAGCCCAGCACGAAGAGAGGCCUUGCCCUACGGAGAGAGAGAUGGGCGACGUGACCGCUCUCCAAACCGCCACAGCCUUCCGAGAGAAGCUCAAGAGAGCCAGAAUGGCCGAGAUUCCCGGGAUGCGCGGGUGAGAGAUGUGCGCGGCAGCGGCAGAGAGCCGAGAGACUUCCGGGACCCCAGAGACCUGAGGGAUCCCCGGGACACCCGAGAGCCGCUCUACGAACGGUACGGGGAGCCUCCCUACAGGCGAGAGGAGGGCUAUGACCGCUAUGCGCGCCCAGACGACUAUUACCGGAGGAAGGAUGACCAGUACUACGACCGCUACCGAGACCAGUUGGACAGACCCACCUUGAGCACUGAAGAGCGCAUGAAGCGGGAGGAGCGGCGGCGGGAAGAGCUGUAUCGCCAGUUCUUUGAGGACAUCAAGCGGCGCAUUGAUUCGGAGCGGCCGGUGGACUGCUCAGUGAUUGUGGUCAACAAGCAGACCAAGGAGUACGCGGAGUCCGUGGGGCGCAAGGUGCGCGAUCUUGGCAUGAUGGUGGACCUGAUCUUCCUCAACUCGGAGAUGUCUUUGCAGCAAGCCCUGGACGACGUGAGCAGAGGGGGCUCUGCCUUUGCCAUUGUCAUCACCCAGCAGCACCAGAUUCACCACUCCUGCACCGUCAACAUCAUGUUUGGCACCCCGCAAGAGCACAGGAACAUGCCGCAGGCGGACGCCAUGGUGCUGGUGGCGAGGAACUACGAGCGCUACAAGACGGAGAUCCGGGAGAAGGAGCGUGAGGUGAUCGCCAGGCAGGCCGCCAAGAUGGCCGACGAAACCAUUCUGCAGGAGCGGGAACGCCCCCAGCAGGGGGAAGAGGGGCUCCGCGGGGGCCACCCCCCGGGCAUCCAGACGCUCCUGAACUUGCUGUGCGACAACCGCUACCUGACCUCCGAGGAGACGGACAAAAUCAUCAACUACCUGAGGGAGCGCAAGGAGCGGCAGCUGAGAGCCACCACGGACUCCCAUCCAGCUUCGCACACCCGGCAGCCCCUCGGAGCCUCUUCCGGGUCCUCUCUGGGCACCUCGGCCAGCCUGAGCAGCACCCAAAGCUCGCAGGCCCACUCCUCGGCCCCCUCGGCCCCCGUGGCCUCGACCCCCCAGCAGGAGCUGCAGGCCAAGAUCCUUAGCCUUUUCAACAGCGGGGCAGCCAUGGCCACGGCCAACAGUGGCUCGGCCACGGGAACCUCCCAGAACACCGGCUUCCCCGCGGGGCCCAGCGCGCAGAACCGGCCCAGCACCACCGGCAGCGGAUUGGGCCAGCCUCAGCAGCGGGCCCCGGCCCAGGGCCCUCAGUUUUCCAGCCACGGGGGUCCCACCAGGGGAGCAGGCCCUCGGGCCGCAGCUCCCCAGGCCUCGCAGCCGCUCUACCAGAACCGCCCGCCGGCCCCCAGCAACGCUUCCGCCUCCAGGCCGGCGCCGUCUUCCGGGAUCAACUUUGACAACCCCAGCGUGCAGAAGGCCCUGGACACGCUGAUCCAGAGCGGGCCGGCCCUCACGCACCUGGUGAACCAGACUGUGGGGCAGGCGCGGCCCCCCCCCUCCUCCCAGCAGCAGCUGGGCUCCUACCAUAGGCAUUACUGAGGCCAAGGGCAGCUCUCUCCUGCCUCCUCCCCCCAAGGCUCCCCGUUGUGCAUGCCCCUUCCCGUGCCCACCCUCCAGGAGGCC